Linum trigynum is the source of this 4867-nucleotide messenger RNA. The record is from the annotation of a GenBank genome assembly. Lineage: Eukaryota; Viridiplantae; Streptophyta; Magnoliopsida; Malpighiales; Linaceae.
GUCGAGGGCACGGCCGUGCUUUGGUUUUGCCCGCCCGUGUUUUGUCCCGUGUUAAAAACACGCCCGCGUCGGCCAAAACACGGUCGUGGCUAAAUAUGGACACGGCCGUGUUUUGCUUUAGGCGCGCCCGUGUUUUGCCUUUCCAUCAGUUCAGCUCUCGACAAUAAAAACACUAGCGUGCCUGUUUGUGUACACGACCGUGUUUUGGUUUAGGCCAGCCCGUGCUUUGGCCCCAGCUCGACCGAAUGACUUCCCAAUGCCCCGAAACUUGUGCUUAGCCUUUCCUUCGACGUCCGGACCUGAAAUAUGACAAAGUAGCACAACCCGGCGUAAAACGGGCCAAAAAUACACGACUACUAGCCGCAAACGGGUAAGAACUAAGAAUGCAAACAUGUGCAAAUACAUCGUUAUCAUGUUUUGAUGAAGAAUAUUUACAAACUUGCUCAAGAGUUUAUCCUCUAGACUUUGAAGGCUAUGAGAUGCAUUCUUUGGAGAAUGCACUACUCAUGUGAGGAUGAAGUUUCUUCUCUUGCAAAAUUAGUAGAAAAGCUGGAGGAAACAGGGAUAGACACAUAAUACAAAUUGAUUUGUCGGUUGAUUUGUCUAGUGUUGACCUAGUCGUUUCAACAACUACCAUGAAGAGAAUAUUUUCAGCAAUGGAACAUGAACAUUGAUUUGUGCAACAAAAUGAGCGAUGAAUUUAUCGUUGAUUACUAAGCUAUUUUCUUUGAAAAAGAGUAUAUUAUCAGUAUGGAUGGAGAUUAUAUUAUUGAUGAAUUUGCUAAAUUAAAAUACCUUCUUGUACAGUUGGUAUUGUAAUGAAAACUAUAUUAUUAUAUAUUUUUGUUUAUGGUAUCUAAUAUUCUAUUCAAAUACGGCCCAGUGCUCUCUUAUGUCCCGGAUCCGCCGUUGUUCCUCGCGCAUUGUUCCUCUCUUCGGAAACGGAGGAAAAUGUUUUGGAAUUCCAACUAUCCUUCCCCUUUUCCCCUUCCCCUCCUUUUCCACUCUUAAAAAACAUAGGGUUAAUCUUUACUGCACAAGUACAAAGGACAACCACAGCCCCAGCUCGAACCAGAAGAAUAAUAGCGCUCCAAGGGGGAGCAGAUAUGGUGACAACACCAUAUUUGUUGUUAUUAUAACAACACUAGUCUCCAACCAAUAGGAAGCUAGGAUUGUGAUGACUUUUUAUUGGUUUAGUUAACCUAGUGUAAAAUCAAAACAUGGGUAUAAUUGUCAUUAUGAAAAAUAUGCUUAAAUAAUAAUAAAAAAUAAAAAUAAUUUUUUUAUUUUUUGUCCAAAAUUUUGGUCGCCGGAAUUAUGCCACUGGUCACCGGUCACCAUAAUAUGCUUUUUGUCGCCGGAAUAUGCUAUUUUGUCAUAGGAAUAUGCUCAUCGUCACCAGAAUAUGCUUACCGGCGUCGGAAUCUAGUCAUCGGGGCCGGAAUAUGCCUAUUGGCGCCGGAAUCUACCCACUGACGGUCAUCAGAGUUUGGUCAACGACCACCGGAUAUAAUGGUUUGCAUUGUGAGGUUGAUGGUUUGGUUUCUCGUGUUUUUUUAUGCUAUUUGUGGUUUGGUUUAUCGUGUUACUGGUUUGCAUUAAGAAGUUUCUGGUGUGUUCUAAAAAAUUUUGUGGUUUGCUUUGCGGGGUUUCUGGUUUGUUUUAAUAGAUUUGUGGUAUGCAUCAGGACAUUUCUGGUUUGUUUUUGUGGUUUGCUUUACCGUGUUUGUGGUUUGCAUUAGAAGGUUUCUCGUGUGCUUUCGCAAAUGUUGUGGUUUGCUUUGUGAGGUUUGUGGUUUGUUUUAUGAUAUUUGUGGUAUGCAUUAGGAGGUUUCUGGUUUGCAUUAAGAAGUUUAUGGUGUGCUUUCGAAAAAUUUAUGGUUUGAUUUGCGAGAUUUCUGGUUUGUUUUAAUGGAUUUGUGGUCUGCAUUAGGACGUUUAUGAUUUAUUUUUUUGUGGUUUGCUUUAACGUGUUUGUGGGAUGCGUUAGGAUGAUUACUCAAAAUUGAGUAAUCACCAUGGCUACUAAAAUCUAGACCCUUCAUUAUCUAUAUUUUACUCUAAUUUUAAAUUGACAGUAAAGAUUAGAUUAAGAGUAAUUUUGAGAAUAAAAAAAAUAUUGCACCUGAUUUCUAUCCGUUAAAAAAUUAAUUCCUAUAUAUUAUACCUAAACCUACUCCAACCCUAUUCUAUAUCGCCGUCAACACCUAUCCUGCCCUCUCACUGCCAGCAACCACCCUCCCUCCGGCUACCCUCGCCCACAUUUGCGGGCAACCUCCCUCUCUCUCUCUCUCUCUCUCUCUCUCUCUCUCUUUCUCUCUCUCUCUCUCUCUCUCAGAUGGCGGUGGAGGGGUUAGAUGGUGAUGUCGGCAAUCUGCUCCGGCCGAGGCCAGCCUUCCCCCUCCCUCUCUCUCCAAACCUCCUGAUCCCCUCCCUCUCUAUAUUUGCUCCGGCCAACCUUCUGCACGCCUGCUUGUGCCAGUUGGGGAUUGGUAUGUAUUUUUGGGGGAUUGGUAUAUAUAUAUUUUUUUAUUGUUUUGUUUUGGUAUUGAUUUUGUCGCAUUGGUAUUAUUUUUGUCGCAAUGGUAUUGUUUUUAUCGUAUUGGUAUUGAUUUUGUCGCAAUGGUAUUAUUAUUGUCGCAAUGCAAUGGUAUUGUUUUUGUAGCAUUUGUAUUAUUUUUGUCACAAUGGUAUUGUUUUUAUCGCAUUGAUAUUGAUUUUGUCGCAAUGGUAUUAUUUUUGUCGCAUUGGUAUUGUUUUUGUCGCAUUGGUAUUGGUUUUUUGUGAAAUGGUAGUGUUUUCAUUUCUCGAAUGGUAUUGGUGUUUUGUGCAAUGGUAGUGUUUCGUAAUGGAUCGGUAUUGUUUUAUUGUUGCAGCGAUAUUAGUUCGACAGAACGAAAUCAAUGGAAAGAUUGAGAAAAAGAAGGAAGAGGCAUCUGGCUGAAGAUUGUGAAAGUGAGAGAAAGAGAGAGAAAAUUAUAGUUAAUAUAAUUUUUUAAUUUCCUAAAAUGUAUUUCAUUAAAAAAGGUAAUUAAUAAAUUUUUUGUCAUACCCAAUCUGCCCUUAGUAACCACGAUGAUUACUAAUUUAUAGUAAUCAUCGUAACCUGUCCCACGUGUUUGUGGUUUGCAUUAUGAGGUUUCUGGUGUGCUUUCAAAAUAUUUGUGGUUUGGUUUGUGGGGUUUCUGGUUUGUUUUAGGGAAUUUGAGGUAUGCAUAGAGAGGUUUCUGGUAUGCAUUUUGUGGUUUGUUUACCGUGUUUGUGGUCUGCACAUGAAAUAUUUGUGGUAUGCUUUGUGAGCUUUCUGGUAUGUUUUAGAAGAUUUUUGGUGUGGCUAUCAAAUAGUUAUGGCUUGCUUUUUGCUUCAGUCAGACUUCAUUAAAAACCAUUCUUAAACACUUUAAACAAUAAUUAGCAAUUCCUAGCAUUGGCUUUCUUUUAUGUUCAAUUAUCUCCAACUUUUUUCACUUCUAUUCUUAACAUAUCUGGCCAUCUCACUUUCACAGCCUAAAAGUACUUAACAAACAUACUAAAGGUUUCAAUUUGAUGCUUAAGAGUUCUUGGAGUUCUCUCUGCGACCUAACAGAAAGCGAAGGGAAAAGAGAGGUUACGGGCCAUGACGGCAUAGAGAGAGCUUUCUCCGCAACUAUCGCAUAGAACUUCGUCGAAGUCCAACGCAUAGAGAUCCCCCAUUAUAUUGAUUUUUUCUUCUCUGUUUCUGCUCCUGUGUUUUGAAGAUUGGGCGAUUUGUCAUUAAUAAGCCUUCUUGUAGAUGAGAGGAAUUGCGGAGCCUUAUGCAAUUUCUGGCAAUGGCCGACAUGCAGUGGACUUCGACUUGUAUGCCGUGGCCAUCAUCUGCCUUCUAAAUCCUGGUAAUCAUCCUCAUCGCCACCAUUCUCUGCCUCCUCCUCUACGACCGUCGUCGCAGGCCACUCCGACCAGCUGGCGCGGAACCCCCUCCUCGGUCACCAGCAGGAAAGUCCCCGCCGGUCGUGAGGUUCGUGCAACGCCAGGCCUUCCACGUCAGCAACAUCGCCGUCGCGACCCACAGACGAAGCAUUUGCAGUUCCUGCGAGACGACGUGGAGAGGUUCGAAGGUUCAUAUUGGUCGGCGCCGACGCCGGGGAGAGUAUUGGAGGAGAAGGAGUCGACAAGAAAGAAAGAUCUACGAGAGGAAGAAGAUCGAGAGAUGGCUGCAGCUGAAUAUUGUUUUUUUAAUUUAUUAGAUAUUGUGUUAAUGGAUCCUUUACCCUUGUUGUUACUAUAACAACAAAGGAGGUGUUGUUAUAGUAUCCACAUUCCACACCCCUCCAAGGGAAAAGAGAAGUCGAAUUGGGCCUACACUAGCCCAAUCUUUAACGUAUUCGUUGCAUUGAACCCAACCCUAUAGAGUGACCGUCAGAUUUGGGUAACGGGAACCCGAAUGGCGUCCCCUUUAACCUGGUUUUGCUUAAACAAAUAUCACCACCGCCCCGUCCUAUAACCUCUUCCGUGAGAAACCAACCACCGCCCCGUUUCUUUCCCUGCGUUCACGACCAGCAGCGUCGCCAUAUCCUUUGAACUUGAAAUAGGAGGCAGAAGGAAUCGUUUCUAGCCUUCGAACAAGAGGAAACAUGUGAGUUAUACUAUCAAUCCGUGCAGCACUUUGAUGAUUCAUCCCUCCCCUUCUGGCCCGUUGUAUCCCUACUUCCCUGUUGUCGGCUACCUUUUAUACUUGUUGUGUUCUUCCGAGCAUUACUUCAUUUUUUUCAAGCCCUAGCUUUUAUGUGUGGCAGUUUUCCUUUCUAUGAGGAGCAUGCUUGCUUGAAUGAGAUGUUAUUUCAGUUCGAAACUAAUUUGACGCUUGGAAUUAAACUAUAAACCGAGU